UUGUUUUUGGCCGUAACUUAAAGGAGUUGCUCAUGCCCAUGUAGGAUAUCUCUGGUUGGUUUCGUUGCUCAUGCUCAUCCGCAAGCUUUUGGAUUUAUUGUUAGUCAGAUUUAUGUUUUACUUGCCCUCUUUAUUAAAAAAAAGACUUAUGUUUUACUUCUGUUUGGUUCUAGGAUCUGUGAGUCCUGAGUAGAAUUAAAAGCAUUUGUGCCUGCAUUCUCUGUUAUGUGUAUCUAACUAGUGCCUGCAGUUUGAUUGGCUUGUGUGUCUGAGUAUCUGAUUUAACCCAUCGCUCGACAACUACUUUGAUCUUGCAGUUUCAGCCAUGGGUAAGGACAAGACUCACAUCAACAUCGUGGUCACUGGCCAUGUCAACCAUCACUGGGCAUCUGAUCUAUCCAAGAAGGAAGCUGCUGAGAUGAACAACAGGUCAUUCAAGUAUGCAUGGGUGUUUGACAAGCUAAAGGCUGUCCUCGAAGGAGCGAAGCUCUUCCGUGUUGUUUGUAUCCACCAGAGAUCUGUUUUUACCAACACUCUGAGCAAAGAAAAUUUUCUUCAGGUCAUGUAACCUCCAGAUUAUUCUAUAUCUGAUUCCUUGAGGUUAUGUAACCUUGUACAUAAUCGGCUUCCUGCACGUACCAAGGCAGUGGUGUCUGUCUAUGUCAUGGUUAGGUGAGUCAUUGAGAUUGGUUAGGUGCCUCCCAAAAGUCGCAAGAGCAAGCCAGGAGAAGAAGAUAGAGAACCGAGAUGCCAUUUGAUUAAUCAAUGUCCUUGGCAACGUGUUGUCUCCUGGUGGCGCUCACGAACAGAGACGCAAAAUCCGUAUCACAGAUGGCCGGUACGUACUUUGCCCAUCUUAUUCUUAUUCGUCACCCACCACAAGAUGAGUAAGGAAAGAAUAGUCCUUCUCCUGAUCUUCUCGACGGGUGUAGCGUAACGACUAUUAUAUUCAGAAAGGAGCUAUAGCUUCAUUACCCUGGAUUUUGCAGAGCUCUACUUAGAAUGUUAUCUAUGUGUCUGUAACUGGGCAUCAGCAGACAGUAAUAAGGGCGGAAAGUGGAAACUGGCCGUGUAUGAUUUGAAUUAUUAUCCGGCAUUCGUAUUUUGCUCA
Messenger RNA from Triticum aestivum (bread wheat), 1111 nucleotides. Its product is annotated as elongation factor 1-alpha-like. The record is from RefSeq and is a predicted model, not a curated record. Lineage: Eukaryota; Viridiplantae; Streptophyta; Magnoliopsida; Poales; Poaceae. The coding region runs from base 326 to 568 and encodes 80 amino acids. The transcript is spliced from 4 exons.